CUACUAUACUACUCUAUCGCUCUAUCUCUCUUUCAUUUUACAAAUCAACAAGAACAUAUCAUCAUGCUGGGUCAAGCUAAGAAGAACAGGAAUAAAAAAGGAUUAGCCCUUGGUGCAGGUUCAUCUCCAAUCACAUCAGGAAACAAAUCAGAAAAAUCUCAUAGUAGAACAACUACUUCAUCUUCAAACAAAUCGAACUUAUUAUCAACAGAUUCAUCUUCAAUUUCAUCUAAUUCAACUACUUCACCUUUAUCUCGUCAAUCUCAUCAUGAACCCAAUAGUGGAAAUAGGAUGGAUUAUCAUAACAAAUUGUCCGAACAAUUAGCUACGCUUGAAAUCGGAUUAGAAUUCAAACUAGAUUUACAUGCGGAAGAUAUUCAACUCUUAGGUGAUAUUGGGGCUGGUAAUGGCGGUACAGUUUGUAAAGCAAUUCAUGUUCCAACCAAAUUGAUCAUGGCUCGUAAGCUUGUCCAUAUAGAUGCUAAACCUUCAGUAAGGCGACAAAUUCUUAGAGAACUCCAAAUCAUGCACGAUUGUCGAUCACCUUUUAUUAUAUCUUUCUAUGGUGCUUAUUUACAAGAUCCUCAUAUUUGUAUGUGUAUGGAACAUAUGGACAAAGGUUCAUUGGACAACAUUUAUAAAAAAUCCGGUCCUGUACCUGAGCCUAUCCUUGGAAAAAUCACGGUUGCUGUUGUUUCUGGUCUCAAUUACCUAUACGAUGCUCAUCGAAUCAUCCAUAGAGACGUCAAACCUUCAAAUGUACUUUUCAAUUCUCAAGGACAAAUCAAGAUUUGCGAUUUCGGUGUAUCUGGCGAACUGAUCAAUUCAAUUGCUGAUACAUUUGUCGGUACAAGUACUUAUAUGAGUCCCGAACGAAUUCAAGGCGCACAAUACACAGUUAAAUCAGAUGUAUGGUCAUUAGGUAUCACUUUGAUCGAAUUAGCCUUAGGAAGAUUUCCAUUCUCAGAAGAUGAUCCAUCAUCUUCAUCUUGUUCAGAUACAGAUGAAUUAACUUUAUCACCUGCUCGACCUGGAUCCCAACAAAUCCAACAAUCUUUAGAAUCAGCUAUUCAGAAACAUGAGAAUAAAGAAAAGAAGAAGAAAAAGAAACCGAAUGGGGUUAGUCUUGAAGGUGGUGGUGCUCAAAUGAGUAUCUUAGAACUUCUUCAACACGUAGUCAAUGAUCCAGCACCUAAAUUACCAUCGGAUCAUUUUUCAAAAUGGACUUGUGAUUUCUUAGAUGCAUGUUUAUUGAAAGAUCAUGAUUCCAGACCAACACCUAAAUUGUUAACUGAAUUUGAAUGGUUCUUAAAAGCUUCAGAGGAUGAUGUAGAUCUUGAAAAAUGGGCUAGUACAAUUUGAAAACCAAGACAAGGAAAAUAGCCAAUUGAAAACAGCAAAUAUGUCGAGGAGUUAGUUUGUCAAGGGUUAAGAUUUUUUGUUGGUUUGGUCGGUUGGGUUGUAACGUUUUGUUUAAGAGUGAUUGGUUGAUUGAAAUGGAAUGGAAUGGAAUUAAACUAGUAGUCGAAAUUGUAAGUUUCUUUUUUGGUGAUAUUUCUUUUUUCUUUCAAAGAGUAGUAUCAUGGGUAGUUAGCAAAGGUUUUCAAAGAGAUGGGUUAAAAUCAGUCGAAGAAGAAGAAGAAGAGGGAGUUUUAUAAAUCUCUACACACGUUCAUUUGUUUGUUUGUUUGUUUUCUCUCAAUUUUUUGUUUUGAUUUCACUUUUACAUUUUCUAAACUCAGAUUUAAAUCUUUUCUAUAAUCGAAAAAAAAACAGAUUCAAGAGAUUUAUUUUCUCAUUCAUUUCUAUUUUUCUUUUUUUUCCUCUUUCUGUUUCCUUUUUUUGUGUUAUUUUUUUUUCUCAAAUUUAAAUGAGUUUAUUAAAUUCUUUUGUAAUUAUAAUGCAGUUUUUUUGUUUUAUUGAAGGUUUUAGUGGAAAUUUAUGAUUUAAGGGGUUUGAAUACACAAGGUGGGAUUGAGAUUUUUUU
This is a messenger RNA of Melampsora larici-populina 98AG31, 1987 nucleotides long. RefSeq lists its product as uncharacterized. The transcript is spliced from 8 exons. Bases 64 to 1362 code for a protein of 432 amino acids. The record is from RefSeq and is a predicted model, not a curated record. NCBI's taxonomy places the organism in Eukaryota, Fungi, Basidiomycota, Pucciniomycetes, Pucciniales, Melampsoraceae. Gene Ontology annotation, biological process: protein phosphorylation. Gene Ontology annotation, molecular function: protein kinase activity; ATP binding.